Molecule: messenger RNA, 3152 nt
Organism: Vigna unguiculata (cowpea)
Lineage: Eukaryota; Viridiplantae; Streptophyta; Magnoliopsida; Fabales; Fabaceae
Product: glutamate receptor 3.6-like
Source: RefSeq, a predicted model, not a curated record
UUUCAAGGCACCAAACACCUCAUGCAUGACACUUCCUAUAAAAGCAUUAACGCCAUGCCUCACCUGGGGACAGCAAGGAUAUUCCAUUGAAAAAAUAUAACAUGAGCAAAGUUUGGAUUCUUGCCCUUCUCAUCCUCUACGGUGGCUUUCCCUCAAAAGGAACCGGCAAUGUUUCUACAAGACCAAGUGCCAUUAAUAUUGGGGCAAUUUUAUCUUUCAACUCUACAGUUGGAAGAGUGGCUAAAGUUGCCAUACAAGCAGCAGUGGAUGAUGUAAAUUCCAAUGCAACCAUUCUAAGCGGAACAAAGCUUAAUAUCUCAAUGUUGGACACCAAAUUAUCCACUGGAUUCCUGGGAAUCAUUGCUUCAUUGCGGUUGAUGACGAGUGAAACUGUGGCCAUAAUUGGUCCCCAGUACUCGGUCAUGGCACAUGUGAUUUCACACAUAGCGAAUGAGAUGCAAGUGCCUCUGCUUUCAUUUGCAGCAACAGACCCUACACUGACCUCAAUGCAGUUCCCAUAUUUUGUGAGGACGACGCAGAGUGAUCUGCGUCAGAUGGCUGCUGUGGCAGAAAUUGUUGAUCACUUUCAAUGGAGAGAUGUCAUAGCCAUUUUCGUAGAUGAUGACCAUGGAAGAAACGGAGUAGCUGCCUUGGGAGAUAAGCUGGCAGAGAAACAACGUAAAAUAUCACACAAAGUGCCCUUUAGGCCAUAUAAUAUCACCCGAGAAGAAAUAAACAGUGCUUUAGUUAAGAUAGCAGCUUUAAUGGAGUCAAGAGUGAUAAUCCUUCACAUAUACCCUUCUUUUGGUGUAGAAGUACUUCAUGUGGCUCAAUCACUUGGCAUGAUGCAAAGUGGUUAUGUGUGGAUAGCCACAGACUGGCUAACCACACUACUAGAUUCAGACCCAUCCUUGUUCACAUCUCCAGCCAUCAAUGACAUCCAAGGUGUUGUCACCCUGCGCAUGCAUACACCAGAUUCAGACAUAAAGGACAAAUUUAUUUCUAGAUGGACCAAACUGAGCCAGAAAGAAAAUCCUAAUCAGGAUCCUUUUGGAUUAAACAUCUUCGGUCUUUACGCGUAUGACACUGUUUGGGCACUGGCUUAUGCACUUGAUGCACUUUUAAAGGAUGGAGGAACUUUGUCGUUUUCAAAUGCUUCGAGUGUAAUAAACAUGUUAACUGGGGACAUCCUUCACCUAGAUGCUAUGAGGGUCUUCGUCAGUGGCAGCAUGUUGCUUAAAAAGAUUUUAGAGUCUAACACAAGUGGUUUAGCAGGCCAGAUGAUGUUUGACUCAGAUGGAAAUUUAAUGCAUCAAUCGUAUGAAAUCAUUAAUGUGAUAGGCAGUGGAAUUAGGAGGAUUGGUUAUUGGUCAGAAACCUCUGGCCUCCACACUGAGGAAGCUCCUACUCAUUCCAAUUCUAGCGAAAGACUAUACGAUGUCAUCUGGCCUGGUCAAACAACUCAAACACCACGUGGUUGGAGUUUUGCCAGCAAUGGAAGACAAUUGAGAAUUGGGGUGAUAGUUAGAGUUACAUUCCCUGAGAUUGUGUCAAGAAUUGAGGGCACCGAUACGUUUAGUGGUUAUUGCAUAGAUGUGUUUACUGCUGCAAUGAACUUGUUGCCUUACCCAACACCAUUCAAGUUUAUUCCAUUUGGUGAUGGUAAAACCAACCCGUCACAUUCAGACUUUCUUCAAAUGGUCACAAUUGGUGCAUUCGAUGGUGUGGUGGGGGACCUGACCAUUAGUACAAACCGAGCAAAGAUAGUGGAUUUUACACAGCCAUAUAUCGAGUCUGGGCUAGUUGUUGUUGCCCCUGUCAAGAAGUUGAAAUCCAAUGCUUGGGCUUUCCUGAGACCAUUCACUCCAAUGAUGUGGUUUGUGACAGGAAUGUUCUUCUUGGUGGUGGGAGCUGUUGUGUGGACUUUAGAGCGUGGUACAAACGAUGAAUUUAGAGGCCCCGCAAGAAGACAAUUUGUCACCAUUAUCUGGUUUAGCUUCUCAACCCUAUUUUUCACACAGAAUGAGAAGACUGUUAGCACUCUUGGUCGUUUCGUACUAAUCAUAUGGCUGUUUGUGGUUUUGGUACUGACCUCAAGCUACACUGCAAGCCUGACCUCCAUCCUAACUGUGGAACAGCUUUCAUCCCAAUUUAAGGGAAUUGAAAGCUUAAUAGCAAGUAAUGAACCCGUUGGUUUCGUGAAGGAUACAUUUACUGAAAAUUAUAUAACUGCGGAACUACACAUGGACAGAUCCAGGCUUGUUCCUCUGAACUCCAUGUUAGAAUAUGAAAAAGCCUUAAAAGAUGGACCAGCUAGAGGUGGCGUUGCUGCAAUAAUAGAUGAACGUGCAUACAUGGAGCUCUUCCUAGCAACCAGAUGUGAAUUUAGUAUUGCUGGUCAAGAAUUCACCAAGAGUGGAUGGGGUUUUGGCUUCCCAAGGGAAUCUCCCCUAGCAGUUGACAUGUCAACUGCCAUACUAAAACUAUCAGAGAGUGGUGAUCUUCAGAGAAUUCGUGAUAAAUGGCUAACAAGAAGGGCUUGCAGCUCAGAAGGCGCAAUACAAAGCAAUGAUCGACUUGAGCUGAAAAGCUUUUGGGGGCUUUACCUGCUGAUUGGCAUGGCCUGCUUCGUUGCUCUCCUUUGCCAUGUUAUUAGAUUGAUGUACCGUUUUAGCAGGCAUUUUAACAGUAACCUUGAAGGCUCAUCAUUCUCUUCUCAUCUUCGAUCGUUCCUUUCCUUUGCUAACAAAAAAGAAGCAGAAGAUACAAGCCAAAGGCAGGACAAAAGGAGAAGUGCCCUUGUAGAAAGGUAGUAGUGCAUGAAGAUGUAUCUUAUGAUGACUCGGGUGUUUGUGUCCAUUUACAAAAUAAUGUCACUCCCUAAGGUUAAGUACCAAAUCAUGUGCUAAAUCUUGGACCACGUUUAACUUAAUUGAAAAAUGCAGUACAAAAACUUGUAUCACUUGAACAAAUAGUACCUGCAAUCAUAUCUAAAUCAUCCUUCUAAAUAACCUUAGCUUUUUGUAUUAGACGAGCCAUGACAGUUAGCAAUAUUAUCAAUGUUAUUUACUUGAUAAGGAAAAAAAUAUGACAAUUCCAACAAUUUUUGUAGUAGUUGGAAUCCAAGUGUGACGCCUAAUAGAAAUGAGAAA